UCAUAUUUAGCGUUAAUCUUGAUAACGUAUGAUAAAGUUUUUCAUUGCAAAUGAAUUCGUAAAUAAAGUGAGUCCCGUAGAGUGAGCGUGAGUCGUGCGAGUUGCGUGAGUCGUGUCGCCUCGUGUUAGACUGUGUUCAUAAAGUUGCCAGUAGUUGUGUUUAUUUAACAUUGGAUGCCUCUGACACUGUCACAUAAUUAGGUCCUAUAUUUUCAUCCCUGUGUGUGUGUGUUUUAGCGCGAGUUAUGGCGCGAGCGUCGCGCGUGUUCCCCGCCUUGUUGCUGCACAUCAACUUGCUGAUUGUGUUGUUCGCGGGCGCCAUGCUGGCGACGGCGGCGCGGUUGAAGUGGGACCCGAGCGCCUACAUCCCGGCCCGGGAGCUGCUCCCCGCUGAGUACAGGAGCGCGGCAUGGGUGCUUCCUGCAACCGGCCUCUCACUGCUGCUGUUAGCGCACCUCGCCCUCACCGCACUCAGCUCCCGCCCCGCAGCUAGACGAGUUAUGCUCAUUGUGUACUCGUCGUUGAUGGGUGUGCUAGUGUGGUGUUGUGUGUGGUGGGGAAUGUGGAUCUCGGUGAGAGUGAGUCGCUGGGCGCGUGGACCCACCGCCUCGGACUUGAACCACGCGCUAGCUCUCCAGGACGAUCUGCAUCCACUACUGCAGCACCUCGCACGGUUCCAUCCCCUGCCAGAGAAGGUCCAUAGGCUGAUCCAGGAGGCCGACCGCGACCUGCCUCGCAACGUGUACGUGUUGCUGGCGAGCAGCGCCGCCGUGGUGGUGCUGCAGACUACGGCGGCGGUGGUAGCGCUCGGCGCGGCGCUCUCCGCCCCGCCUACGCCACGCCGAGCGCGACGCGACAAUGACGUUCUGGCCUACAGCAACACUACCACGUACACUCCGCUCAGUAUGAGGCGAGGAGAAGAUAAGAUAUCGUUAAGGACAGUGUAUAAGAACGGCCGACUGGUGGUCGUCUGACUCACUCACUGAACUCACACUCACUAUACUCUUCUUCACUGUCGAGGUGGAACAUUCAAGGACUUACUGAAUAUUCUUAAAAGUAUGACAGGAAUGUGGAUUAGAACAGUUAAUUCAAUUGAUCACAUUAUAUUACGUAAACCUUAUUUUAUCAGUUUUAAUUUAAUUGUAAUAAAUAAAAUAAAAAUGAAACAUACGAGCAAAUAAUUAAAUUUAGUAA
This is a messenger RNA of Danaus plexippus (monarch butterfly), 1194 nucleotides long. RefSeq lists its product as uncharacterized. The record is from RefSeq and is a predicted model, not a curated record. Bases 246 to 974 code for a protein of 242 amino acids. The transcript has 5 exons. Lineage: Eukaryota; Metazoa; Arthropoda; Insecta; Lepidoptera; Nymphalidae.